GCUCUGAACGAGUCCUAAUUAACCAUUUAAUUAUGCAGGAUUUUUUGGAAAUCCAGUGGAAUUCCUCUUUGAGAGUGUGCAGUAGCUGAUGACACAUAGUGUGUCACUCUAAACUCAUUCCCAGCUGUCUGAGGGAGUCCGAGGCUCAGCUGAACGUUUAAAUUUAUCUCAGUGACAAACACGGCCGAAAAUACAAUCAGCUCCCCGCGGCGCUCACACGCAGGGCAGCAGGGCAGCAGGGCAGCAGGGCAGCAGAGCUGCAGGGCAGCAGAGCCACAGACCGCAGGCAGGAGCUCAGAGUACGUAUCGUACAGAUCAGAAGCUCCGCAGACCAGAUCAACAGACCACGGUGUUUUAAGAGCUGUAGGAAGAAUGGAGAGAACGGAGGAAAGAGCUGCAGACAGACUGAAGUUUGGCUACGAGACUCCGCCCACCUGCGAGCUGCUGGACCUCCUGUUAAAAAGCCGCCGCCCUUCCGGCCCGUUUGAUGAAGUCUGGCCCAACAUCAUCAUCUCUGAUGCGCGCACAGCGAAGGACGUGGAGCUGCUGAAGCUUCUGGGAGUGACCCACGUUGUGAACGCCGCGGACGGGCCGACCCGAAUCCACACGGGCUCCACCUUCUACUCACACGCCCACAUACAGAUCCACUAUUACGGAGUGGAGGCUCCGGACAGCAGAGACUUCAACAUCUCCCGGUUCUUCUAUCCCACCGCACACUUCAUACACUCCGCCCUGACCCUCAGCUCAGGUAAAGUGUUGGUGCACUGCGCCCGAGGAAUUAGCCGCUCCGCCACUCUGGUGCUGGCGUAUCUGAUGAUCUAUGAGGGUCUCACUCUCUCGGAGGCGAUUCAGGCUGUGCGGUCACACCGGGGCAUCCUGCCCAACGCUGGAUUCCUUCAGCAGCUCAGAGAACUGGACACUGAGGUCUCACUGCAGAGACAAACAGCCUGACCAUUCGGAAUAAGUCCCUGUUUAAACCGAUCCGCUGGACAGUUAUUCCUUCAUGAUACACCUGUUUAUUAUGUUAUGGAUUUGUAAACUGUUGGUCUUACAUGUGAAGCAAGGUCAGUCUGUCACUCCUUCUGAUGCCACUUGUAAUCCAGGAACAAGACAGAAGGACCGAGCCUGUAAGAACAAAUUGCUACAUUCUUUAAUCCAUGAACUGUAAAUAAAAGUACAUAUUUACAAGA
Pygocentrus nattereri (red-bellied piranha) is the source of this 1190-nucleotide messenger RNA. RefSeq names its product dual specificity phosphatase DUPD1-like. The coding region runs from base 373 to 951 and encodes 192 amino acids. Gene Ontology annotation, biological process: negative regulation of MAPK cascade; protein dephosphorylation. Gene Ontology annotation, molecular function: MAP kinase phosphatase activity; protein tyrosine/serine/threonine phosphatase activity. The transcript has 4 exons. Lineage: Eukaryota; Metazoa; Chordata; Actinopteri; Characiformes; Serrasalmidae. The record is from RefSeq and is a predicted model, not a curated record. Gene Ontology annotation, cellular component: cytoplasm.